Messenger RNA from Macrosiphum euphorbiae (potato aphid), 1206 nucleotides. Lineage: Eukaryota; Metazoa; Arthropoda; Insecta; Hemiptera; Aphididae. The record is from the annotation of a GenBank genome assembly.
AUGACACAAAAUGAGAACAACCAAAAUAGCAUUUCUCCAAAAAAGGCAUCAGAGUUGAGAAAUGAAAAAAGAGGAGCAUUCGCGGCUAUAUUAUUGUCAGGAGUGAUUAUCGCUGUAUUCGUGGUGUAUUAUUUAAUACUAGGAGAAGAAUCGCGGAAAAAAAAUUCUUUACAACUCAUUGUAGCCAUUUUUAGACAAGGAGACCGAAGUCCAUUGAAAUGGGAAACUUAUCCUAAUGACAUGUAUGCACCUACGAGCGAAGGGACAUGGCCAGACGGCCUUGGGCAGUUGACCAAUGCAGGAAAAUUAAAGUCAUAUGAAUUUGGAAGACGAUUUCGAAAGCGAUACACGAAAUUUCUCCCAGUCACCUACAACAGUAGCUUUGUUUUGGUACAGAGUACAGAAACUGAUCGUACACAAAUGACGGCGUCGGCAUUUUUAGCAGGAGCGUUUCCGCCCAGUGGCAAACAAAUUUGGAACAAAGAUUUACAAUGGCUACCUAUACCAAUCCAUUCAAUACCUCCAAAUCAAGACAACAUGCUUAGAGUUACAAAGUCCUGUCCUGCUUAUGACGCAGAAUUUGAAAAAGCAAAAAAUGAAACUGAAAAACAAAUGUUAUUUAAAUAUGAAACUUUCUUCAACUAUAUAUCUAAUCACACAGGUUUAGAAAUAAAACAUCUUUCAGACGUUGAAAAUAUAUUCAACUCAUUAACUAUACAGCAAAGAAAUCAUCUGACUUUGCCAUCAUGGGUAAAAGUAAAAAAUUAUAUGGGUCUUAUGGAAAAUAUUGUCUUAGAAUGGUUGGUUACUUAUUCGAAAACGGAUUUCAUGAAAAAAUUAAGGUCCGGAAAACUCAUUGGAGAAAUAGUUAAAGUGAUGAGGGACAAAAUGGAUGGAAGAUUAUACCCUGACAGAAAAAUGUUUGCUUUCUUUAGUCAUGAGCAGACGUUGAUUGAUUUUUUUCAUACAUUGGGAAUGAAAAAUCUUUUUAAACCUAGCUACGGAGCCGCAGCUUUUGUUGAACUACACAAAAUCAAAGAAGAAUUCUAUGUAAAAAUAAUGUACACAAAAACCUAUGACACUCCCGAUAUUCUAUCUCUAGAAAUGGAAGGCCAAACUAGUUUUUUACCAACACUAGAAGAUUUCAUAAUAUCAACCGAAAAUUAUGUACCAAAAAACUGGGAAAAAGAAUGCCAGCUUAAAUAA